Molecule: messenger RNA, 306 nt
Organism: Desarmillaria tabescens
Lineage: Eukaryota; Fungi; Basidiomycota; Agaricomycetes; Agaricales; Physalacriaceae
Exons: 2
Coding region: 1-306 (101 amino acids)
Source: RefSeq, a predicted model, not a curated record
AUGGAACACUACCGUUCUCGGGCGGCUAUUUCCCAUGAGCUCGUGGUCGUCUAUAUCCUAUCGGGCGAUGACGAACAAGUAAAGGCGGGAAAGAUCGAUUCAAGAGUAAUGGUUAUCGAACCAUUCAAUCAGGGAGAGAGAUCUGAAAGCGCAACCAAGAACACAGAACGUUCAGUUCGAGAUCAAGAAGUGAAGGGCUAUGGCACAAGUGACGCCGACCUUGUCUCAUUUGGGGCUGACCUCAAAGACACUGGUCGCAACCUUGAUAAAUACGACCUUGUACAGAAGCUCGAUAUACCACCGUGA